This is a messenger RNA of Verruconis gallopava, 1547 nucleotides long. RefSeq lists its product as uncharacterized. Gene Ontology annotation, molecular function: heme binding; oxidoreductase activity. Lineage: Eukaryota; Fungi; Ascomycota; Dothideomycetes; Venturiales; Sympoventuriaceae. The coding region runs from base 87 to 1547 and encodes 486 amino acids. The record is from RefSeq and is a predicted model, not a curated record. The transcript has 4 exons.
CAAAUCUUGCCGAAUUGAUUCUGUUCCAAAUUUAUGUACAGAAUUAGAGCAUUCUAUGAUGCUGAGAUCAAGCGCUGUCCCUUCAUAUGCCCCUCUCAAGCAAAACUGAGGAACACAAGAUGCUUUCAAUAUCGGAUGUCGCCAAGCACAACUCAAAAGAAUCCUGCUGGAUCAUUAUCGCGGGUCGUGUUUACGAUGUCACUGAUUUUGUAGAUGCUCAUCCUGGGGGACCCGGAGUUAUUUUACGAUACGCGGGUAAGGAUGCUACUCUGGAAUAUGAGCCCAUCCAUCCUGCAGGGACCAUAGAAAAGAAUAUUCCCAAAGACAGGCAUCUUGGACCCGUAGCUAUUGAACGCUCGUUCAUCGAAAGUCUCAAGCAGAGGCCAGAAACCUCUCCAUCGCUGCCUGAAGUUUUGCCUCUGUCCGCUUGCAAAUCGCUUUUGGACUUGCGUAUCGUAGCUGAGAAAAAAUUGACACCCAAAGCAAGGGUUUACUUCCAAAGUGCAGUGGAAACAUUCAGCGCCCUGCGUGCCAACGACAAACAAUGGAAAAAUGUUUCAUUUCGCCCGAGGGUACUUCGGAACGUAUCCAAGGUAUCAAUGAAAUGCGAGAUCAUGGGUGUGGACAGUAGUCUACCAAUAUUCAUCGCUCCUGCAGCCAUGGCAGGGCUGGGUCAUCCGGACGGAGAGAGGUGUCUGGCACGAGGAGCGACACGGAUGGCGAUUCCCCAAUGCGUGGCUACUUACGCAUCGGUUGCUCACGAGGAUAUAGUAUCAUCUUGGACGACCGAUCCUGGGAGACGAGGAAGUGCCCCUGUGUUCCAGCUCUAUGUUCCUAGACAGAAGAAAGAUGCCAGAGAUCUCAUCCUGAAGGCAAAAUCUCUUGGCUUCAAGGCAUUGGUUGUGACGGUGGACAGUCCAGUCAUCGGGAAGAGAGAUGAUGACGAUCAGUUCAAAGCACUACAGGAUCUCGAAGCAGGUGUGCAAUCGCCCUCCAAUAUACUUGCUCCGCUACCAGGCCAAGAGGCCGACACUUUACGUGGUCUGCACUGCUCCGAUUUCGAAUGGAGUGACUUGAUUUGGGUUCGAGAAAUUUGGGGCGACAAGCCAAUCAUAUUGAAGGGCAUUCAAACGGCGGAAGAUGCUCUGUACGCGACGCAAUACGAUAUCAAUGGAAUAUAUCUGAGCAAUCACGGAGGCAGACAGCUCGACUAUGCUCCCGGCUCUCUCGAGACCCUCCUUGAGAUCAAAAAAUAUUGCCCAGAAGUUGUCAAAAAAGUUGAAGUAUAUCUGGACGGAGGCGUUUGGAGAGGAUCAGAUGUUGUGAAAGCACUUUGCCUCGGGGCACGCGCAGUGGGGCUCGGCCGUGGAUUCAUGUUUGCACUGAGCGCGUACGGGACCGAGGGUGUUAUCAAGGCGAUACAGAUCCUGAGCGACGAGAUUCAGACCACGAUGCGUCUGCUUGGCGUUACGGACAUUUCUGAACUCAAUGAGAGUUACGUGAACACCGUGAGAUUAGAACGUAAACUGUUUUCGGCAAGAAUAUGA